AUGGCAACUGAGGCUGCACUCCAAGAUCCUCUCCUGUCACUUCGACGUGCGAUUGCCUCUGGCAACCUGCCAACGCCGACCACCUCGUCCGAGCUCUCCGACCAACCUGCCACUGACGACCUGGCCAAAGCCACACAUCUCUACUUCACCCAACCAGUUCCUCAGACAAUCGCUUUGUCAACCCCCACACGAUUCAUCUCAGCAUCUACCAACUCCCCUGUCGACCUGCGCAGUAUCCUUUUCGCCUGGCAGAACAAAGAUGUCGCUAUUCCCGAGUACAUCGCCAAGGCGCAAGAAUUCAAUGAAGCGCUGAAGCAGCAGACGAAAGAGGGUGCCAAGGAAGAAAGUGUUCAGAUUCUCAUCUUCCUCGAGCGCCUCGAUCUUUUCACCUGGCUAGAGGGUGCCUCCGACGACAGCGAACAUAUCAAACCCCUCGAGGGUGCUGCUGCCGCUGCUGAGGCGGCCGCCGCGGCUGCAGGUGUUGCGCAGGCCGAUAAUGCGGCCGGAAUUGCCGCCGGUGCAAUUGGCGGCGUCACAUCCGUCCCCAGUGGAGCUGCAGGAGCCGCCCAGCCUGGAACUCAACUUGGUCGCCCACAAAAGCAGGUCGACCCUCGACUACAGGAGAUUUACAAUGGGGAGCGGAAGACCGGUGACCGCAACACAGUACUGCGGGGAAUCAAGUCGACAGACUUCUCACAUGUCCGCAAGAGCGCCGAAUUAUUCCUCGACCGCAACCGCAGUCGGCCGGGCCAGCCAAACGCCAAACCGGGCAUCAAGGGCUCCAUCCCGGCUCCAUCAGCCGGCCUCUCGAUGGCAUCGCGCAAGUCGAGCUCCUCCCACUCCCGCCCCGACCCAAUCAUCCUAAUCUCCCCUUCCGCCUCAUCCCUCAUCCGCAUGUCGAACGUCAAAUCCUUCCUCGAGGAAGGCAUCUUUCUCGAGCGACCGCUCCGCCUCAACGGCGACGCCUCGAACCCCGCGAGCGCAAGCUCCCGUGCCGGCGGCAAGCCCACCCGCCCAACCAAGUUCAUCGUCGUGGACGGCACGACCAACUUCAAACCCGAGUACUGGAACCGACUUGUCGCCGUCUUCACUACCGGCCAGACCUGGCAGUUCAAGUCGUACAAGUGGUCUUCGCCGCCGGAGCUGUUCAAGCACGCCACCGGUGUGUAUAUCGGGUGGCGUGGUGAGGAUGUCCCUAGCCAGGUUAAGGGCUGGGGUCGAGGUGUUGAGACUUUCGCUGUUGAGCGUUGGGACGAGAAGAAUGGUGUUCACGGUGGUGGGCGGUGGCGGGAUCGUGAGGUAGUGGAGGGUAUUUGGACUGCUAUUGAGGAGGGCAUGAGACUUCGUGGAUGGGGGAAAUAA
Penicillium mononematosum is the source of this 1362-nucleotide messenger RNA. Its product is annotated as RNA polymerase II accessory factor CDC73 family protein. NCBI's taxonomy places the organism in Eukaryota, Fungi, Ascomycota, Eurotiomycetes, Eurotiales, Aspergillaceae. The transcript has 3 exons. The record is from RefSeq and is a predicted model, not a curated record. Gene Ontology annotation, cellular component: Cdc73/Paf1 complex. The coding region runs from base 1 to 1362 and encodes 453 amino acids. Gene Ontology annotation, molecular function: RNA polymerase II complex binding. Gene Ontology annotation, biological process: positive regulation of transcription elongation by RNA polymerase II; transcription elongation by RNA polymerase II.